Tetrapisispora phaffii CBS 4417 is the source of this 1110-nucleotide messenger RNA. RefSeq lists its product as uncharacterized. The record is from RefSeq and is a predicted model, not a curated record. The coding region runs from base 1 to 1110 and encodes 369 amino acids. The transcript has a single exon. NCBI's taxonomy places the organism in Eukaryota, Fungi, Ascomycota, Saccharomycetes, Saccharomycetales, Saccharomycetaceae.
AUGCUAGACAAUGGAUCAGCGGUAGCAGUAGGAUGCGCAGUAGGUAUACCUGUCGGUGUGGGUUGUGCAAUUGGCUUGUUCUUUUGGCUGCGUUUCCAGAAAAGACUUAAAAGAGAAGAAAGCGAGGACCUUGAUCUACAGAAAGCGAUUUACGAUGAUGAAGGGUUCAUCAGUUUCAACAAUUUAUCAUCAAUGCAAUACAAAAAUGAUGACAAGUUUAACUCUAACGAUGAAAUAACACAAAGUUACAACAAUUCCACAACUAGUCUAAACACAGAUACAAAAGAGAAAAGGAAGAGUAAACAUUUCGUUCCAGCCUAUAGAAGAAAAAUAAAUAGUAUUAGUAGAAGAUCAAGAUUGGAUGAUCCAUCUAUACUAUACGAAAACAAUGGUUCAAAAACUUCUAUAGUACAACAGCCGAGUCUUUAUGAACAAAUGAUUCCGGUUAUUCAGGACGAUAACUUAUUUUUCAAUAAUAACGAUAAUAACAAUAAUGAUAAUAGUAAUAAUAAUAAUGCUAACAAUAAUACAAAUAUAAAUACCGAUCAAACAAGAAGUCUGGACUUAAACUCAAAUCAUCAUAGAGCGAAUGGGAUUUUGGCUAAUGAGAAAGUCAAUACACCUUACGCUUCUAAUCUGCUGAAUUUUUUCAAGACAGAUUCUAGCAUAUCCGUCAUCGAAUCAAUAGACGGAUCAAAUACUAAUAAUGAUACAAAACAUUCUACGCAGUUAGAAUUAGUAAAUAAACUACAAAAUGGGGGAAGUGACUUAGCUACGUUCUACCCAAGAAGAUUAUCGUCGCCAAGUACAACAAACAAUGGUGCGUUUGGAACUAGUUAUAUUCAAACAAAUAAUUCCCAGAAUUCUAUACAUACAAGAUCUUCAUCAAUGAACUCAUUCAUUAAACCAGCACCCAUCGACAAUAUUUUUUCAACGCCAACAAAAUCUGUCAAAUCGGUUACCAACCAGGAUAAUUAUCAAUUAAAAAAUAACUACGAUAUAGAGAAUGCAAAUGAAAUUGAAGAAGAAGAUCAAUAUGAAAAUGACUAUACUAACUAUUCAAAAAACAGGAGUGACUUCAUUGAUUCACUAAGACCUAAGAAUACUUAA